Messenger RNA from Eublepharis macularius, 891 nucleotides. RefSeq names its product ankyrin repeat domain-containing protein 9-like. The transcript has a single exon. Gene Ontology annotation, molecular function: protein binding. Lineage: Eukaryota; Metazoa; Chordata; Lepidosauria; Squamata; Eublepharidae. The record is from RefSeq and is a predicted model, not a curated record. The coding region runs from base 1 to 891 and encodes 296 amino acids.
AUGGCCAGUAACCAGGCUAGCUCCCAGGAGGAUCAGAGCAGGCACUGCAAGUUCUUAUCCUACAUGUUCUACCAGGCUGUCAGAGAUCACAAGCCCGUGUGGAUGCUGGAAGACAUGAGGACUAUGGAGUAUUUUUACUGGGAGGAAAAUGCCAGCCUAAGGACCUACUCCCCAUCGGAAGCCCUGCUGUAUGCAGUGGUGCACAAUCACCUACCUUAUGCCCAGUAUCUUCUGUCUCAUUUUCCAGAGGAGGCUCUCAAAGUCCCCGGAGAACAUUUCUGCUAUUGCCCAUCCUCUGCCCCUCACUUGGCCAUGGCUGUAACAUAUGACAGAAGAGACAUUUUGGGGCUGAUCAUCAGCAUUGCACACAAACUGCCUAGUCUGAACUCCUACAUCAACAGAACCGGCUGCUUUCACCUGGAAGACGGAAAGACCCCUCUGCAUCUCGCCUGUGAGCUCCUGAGGUCGGAGACAGUCCUCAUCCUCCUAGGAAAUGGGGCCUCUCCCAGGAUAGAGGACAGUAAAGGGCUCACCCCACUGGAUGUCAUCCUGGAGCAGAUGUGGGAGUCUAAAGUCAAUGUAGCAUCCAAAAAACUCUGCCUCGAUUACCUCUUGCUAUUCAUGCCUAACCCUCAAUUCAAGAUGCGGAAGGCUCUACAGGAACAUCCAGAGCACUGGACACUUUUGCUAGGGGAGGACAAGUUCAACAGCCUGGUGGGGAACGUGCCUGCAUCCUUAUACCUGCAAUCUAUGCAAACUAUUCUCCAGACUCUUCCACCCUCCCAUUUUCCUAAAAGCAUCCAGGAACUACCUAUACCUCAGGCACUAAAGCCCUUGCCUUGUUUAGGCAAACAGCAUCCAACAAAAAAUAUGGUAAAUGGUUUUCCAUGA